Molecule: messenger RNA, 1200 nt
Organism: Colletotrichum graminicola M1.001
Lineage: Eukaryota; Fungi; Ascomycota; Sordariomycetes; Glomerellales; Glomerellaceae
Exons: 2
Coding region: 1-1200 (399 amino acids)
Source: RefSeq, a predicted model, not a curated record
AUGACCCUUCGCCCGUUGUUGACUCUGUCGAGGUGGUUUGCGCCUCCUCAGGGAGCAUCACACCUGCAUAAUGUCGCCCGGCAUGCCUCCUCAACCCCGCUGGUGCUGUACAUCCCCCCCUUCUCACCAGCCCCGGGUACACGGCCGGUUGUACCACGGUUUCUUCACCCGUACCCUACCGCCGUCAUCAGCUACAGGUGGUCCGCUACAGCCCCGACCCGGCAGCAAUCCCCCGGCACUGUCGACCAAGAGCAUGACUUCACCACGCCCUUGCAAUGGCCGACGCCGCUGCACGACACGCUCGCCGGCUAUACCUGGAUCACCGAGAACCUCAGGCCCCUCCACAGCGCCCGCCGUGACGUGUACGUCUACAGCUCCCACGCCGGCGCUAGCAUCGCCGCCUCCCUGGCCCUCACCGAGUCGCACAGCCAUGAGCCCGUGGCCGUCCGCGGACUCGUCGCCUGGAACGGCAUCUACAACUGGUCCAUGUUCCUACCGGAUCACAAGGUCAACAAGCCGGCCACCGCGCGCAGCAAGAAGCUCCCACCGCGGCCCGAGGAGGGUUCGCCGCUGCACAUGUUGCAGAUGAAGAUGCCCGAGCUGUUCCGCGCGCCGGUGGACCUGCUGGACCCCUUUGCGAGCCCGAGCCUGUUCUUCCAGACGGCGGGCAUGAUGGCGCCGCCGACAUUUACGCAGGCUGCUGCCGUGACCUCCUUCUUGGACAAGCUGUCUUCCGUGACGAGCGAGGUGAAGCCGUCAGACAUACUGGGCCUCGCUGGCGGCGCGUCCCCAGCACCGAGACGGAGCGCGCUCAUGUUCCCCCCGAGGAAGUCGACGCUGAAGCUGCCCUCGACACUGCUCCUCCACGACUCCCCGCCGACCGAACCAGCACCCCAGCGCAGGGGCAAAAAGACGGCAUCUUCGCUGGCCAGGGAGCUAGCCUCGAGGACGGCGAGGCGGCGUCAGGUGGCCGGGCACACGUUCCAGGCCCAGACGACGGAGCUGGCGGGCCUGAUGAGGCGGAGCCUGGAGAAGCUGGAGUUCAAGGCGCGGUUGGCGUGGGACGAGGACUUUGACGAGGCCGCCGAGGCCGAGAGGCGGGUCAGCGUCGUCGACGCCGGCGAGAACGAGGGCUUGGAGCUCGGCGAGCAGGGACAGGAGGCUGUGCGGGAGUGGCUGGAGGACAGGAUACGAUUGUGA